This is a messenger RNA of Medioppia subpectinata, 555 nucleotides long. NCBI's taxonomy places the organism in Eukaryota, Metazoa, Arthropoda, Arachnida, Sarcoptiformes, Oppiidae. The record is from the annotation of a GenBank genome assembly.
GCUUAAAGUUAGCGCUAAGUAGUUGUCUAAUAGUAGUGGUAAUAAUAUAGUAAAGUUGUGGUGAUAUCAGUCUGUCAUACGAGUGCCCGCAAGAGAGACAACGAGGAGAAGUGAUGGCUCACUAUAACAUGGCAUUCGCUGCCGACGAGUUCGACAGAAUGGAUACAUCACUCAAUGACUACCCGGAGCCCCAACAGGACUCCGCCCAACCCAACGAUCACAACACCGGUGGCUCACAAGACAGUCAUCCAUCAAACAAGACCACCGGCUCCUCAGCCAAACUCAACGGUUGUUUCACUUUUAUUGAUUUUUGCCCCGAGUAUCGGCGCAAACCGGACUCCUGGUUCUUCCAGGCUGAUUACGAAAGUUUCAGCGAAAUCUUUCAUAAAGUGAAUGAAUGGCUGAACGAUAAUCACAAAUGGGAAGUAAAAACAGCGGAGACAUUGAUUUACGACUCGACCACCGGUUUUGGCCAAAAGUUACCCUUUUUUGCCGGCAAACAAGUGAAGCGCAAUCUUAGAGGAGUCAGGUAUUAGACAUACACACCACUCAUAC